UGUAGAACAAAGAAGAUGGCCCUCCUUGUAGCUCUGGGACUCUUGAUAGCAGUUAUCUGCCUUGUUGUUCUCUGCAUUACAUAUGGCACAUUGGGAAGGGACAUCGAAGUCCAUGAAGACCAAAACAAUGGGACAAAAAUGGACAGUCUGAAACUGGCCUCCGUCAACACUGACUUUGCCUUCAGCCUCUACAGGGAGCUGGUUUUGAAGAAUCCAAAUAAAAAUAUUCUCUUCUCCCCAUUCAGCAUCUCAGCUGCCUUGGCCAUCCUAUCUCUAGGAGCAAGCAGCAACACCCUGGAAGAGAUUCUAGAAGGUCUCAAGUUCAAUCUCACAGAAACCCCUGAGGCAAACAUCCACAGGGGCUUUGGGCACCUCCUCCACACGCUCAGUCAGCCAGGAGACCAGAUAAAUAUCAGCAUAGGCAGCAUGAUGUUUGUUGAAAAGCGCCUACAGAUCCUGGCAGAGUUCAAGGAGAAGGCAAGGGCACUGUACCAGUCUGAGGUCUCCAUGACUGACUUCCAGCAGCCUGAUGAGGCCAAAAAGCUCAUUAAUGACUAUGUGAGGAAACAGACCCAGCAGAAGAUCAAAGAACUAAUGUCAGAACUGGAUGAGUGUACAGUAAUGGUGCUGGUGAAUUACAUCUACUUUAAAGGAAAAUGGAAUACGUCCUUUGACCCUGAAGACACAUUUGAGUCUGAGUUCCACUUGGGCAAUAACAGGUCUGUGAAGGUGCCCAUGAUGCACAUUGAAGAUCUGACCACACCCUACUUCCAGGAUGAGGACCUGUCCUGCUCUGUGGUGGAGCUGAAGUACAUAGGCAAUGCCAGCGCCCUGUUCAUCCUCCCUGAUGAGGGCAGGAUGCAGCAGGUGGAAGCCAGCUUGCAACCAGAGACCCUGAGGAAAUGGAAGGACUCUCUGAGGCCCAGGAUGAUCGAUGAUCUCUACAUGCCCAAGUUCUCCAUCUCCACUGACUACAGCCUGGAGAAAAUCCUUCCACAGCUGGGCAUCAGGGAAGUCUUCUCCAAAGAGGCUGACCUGUCUAGGAUCACAGGAGCGAAGGACCUGAUAGUCUCUCAGGUGGUCCACAAGGCUGUGCUGGAUGUGGCUGAGACAGGCACAGAAGCAGCUGCCGCCACAGGAGUCAAAUUCACCCUCAGGUCUGCAAUAUUGGACCCAUUUAUUUUGAGUUUUGACAGGCCAUUCCUGAUGAUUAUCUUUGACACAAAUACUCAGACUCUACUCUUUUUGGCCAAGAUCACAAACCCUAAAAGAGGCUAGAACUUCCUAAGUGGUGAGCCUUCUUCCUGGGAGCCAGGAAUUGAGCCUGUAUGUGGAUCUCUAUGUGCAUUUUGGCCUCAAUGCUCUAAAUAGCUGUGCCAUGCCUGGAUUGGACAGUGACAGUGACAGUGACUAACUAUGACUCAAACAUACA
Molecule: messenger RNA, 1432 nt
Organism: Peromyscus maniculatus bairdii (prairie deer mouse)
Lineage: Eukaryota; Metazoa; Chordata; Mammalia; Rodentia; Cricetidae
Product: serine protease inhibitor A3N-like
Molecular function (GO): serine-type endopeptidase inhibitor activity
Source: RefSeq, a predicted model, not a curated record